Molecule: messenger RNA, 507 nt
Organism: Recurvomyces mirabilis
Lineage: Eukaryota; Fungi; Ascomycota; Dothideomycetes; Mycosphaerellales; Teratosphaeriaceae
Exons: 2
Coding region: 1-507 (168 amino acids)
Source: RefSeq, a predicted model, not a curated record
AUGCAGAGGCUGGCGGGAAGGCUGGGACUGGCGAUCACAGUGAAGGCGAAGAGGAUGGCCGCAAGCCCCGAGCGUGCUGUUGAAGAGAACCUGGGUGUAUGGUGCGCGCAGGCAUCGGACAAUCUAAGGCAGGAAUUUCUGGAUUGCGUUAAGCUUGUCGAGGCUUUCGGCUGGUCGACUGAUCUGGAUGUUAGUGCCGUGGAUGAGAUCGAAACGGGCAUGCAGAUGGCGGAGCGUCAUUACUCGCUCGUCGAGGAGCAGGUAUUGCUGCUUCAGGAGACAGUCAUCGAGCAGCGUCUUCUGCUGGAGGAGCUGGUGGAUCUGCUACCCAUGAAGAUGGCGGUUGCUGGAGCCGUAGCUAUCGAGGCGAGUACUGAGGCGGACUUGGAACAGCAUAGUACAAGCACCUGGGCCAGGGUCGAUGCGCAGGCCCGCGAUUUACGAAAGGUUCGGGAGGAUGCUUUGCACAGGGCGGCGUACGGGCAAGCUGUCGAGGACUUCUGCUAA